AUGUCUGAAACAUGGAAUAUCAGUGGUAUAUGCCGCUGUUGCCACUCUCAUGGCACAUUUAAUAAUCUUGAGGAGUUGUGCUUAUAUGAUGAAAAAGGAGAAACUUAUUCCAAUAAGUUGCAAAAUACGUUGAGUGUUACGUUAUGUCAAGUUGGAGACACUUUAAAGUCCUUCUACAGUAUUUGUGAUGUAUGUAUACCAAGACUGCGAGAUGCUGAGCUGUUUAGAUUACAAAUAUUAAGAUGUGAAGAUCAAUUUUUACAGUAUUACAAUGAUUAUUACAUUAAAGAAACUAAAGAAGAACCUUUGGAUGAAGUAACUUCAGUAAAUAAUGAAGAGACAGAUGAAAAAUUACUACUAGAGGACACUUUCUCAGACAUAGAUGACCAGCCAUUGGCUACCUUACAGAGUCAAGAUACUAAACCUGAUAUUAACUGGGUAACACCUCCAGUGAUGGAUUGUGACAUCAAACCUUUGAAGCAAGAGUCUAAGAAAUACACCUGUGAUGUAUGUCAAAAGAAAUUCACGUACCACGGUUCGCUAGAAAUGCACAUACAAACGCACAAAUUCGAGAAAACCUACCCAUGUCUUAUAUGCAAAGCGAUAUUUAAGAAAAAUAAAGAUUUAAUAAUACAUAUAAGUGAGAAUCACGAAGAUAACGGUUAUGCGUGUAACUUAUGCGAAAGUAAUUUCGAUGAUCCACGGUUAUUGAAAAAACACUUUUCGAUACAUCUAGUGAAGUUUAAAUGUGAAUUUUGUGAGAAGGAGUUUUCUAAGAAGAAAGGUCUUAAAGAACAUUUAAAAGUGCACACGAGGGAAAAGAAAUACAAAUGCGAUAUUUGUCACAAAUGCUUUGGACAUAAUCAGACUUUGAAAUCGCAUAUUUUGACGCAUACUGGUGAGCGUCCCUACGUGUGUGAUAUAUGCGGGCGUCGAUUCCCGCAACGCACACAUCUAAAACGCCAUAUACACAUUAUACACACAGGCAUAAAACCGCACACGUGCACAUCUUGCAACAAGAAAUUUUCCAGCAAAAGCUAUUUGUUAAUACACCAACGGCAGCACACAGGCGAAAAACCCUUUAAAUGUGACGUUUGUAAUAAAAACUUUAGGGCGUAUACAACUUUGAAAGUACAUAUGAGGGUACACACAGGUUUUAAACCAUAUCUAUGCACGUUCUGCGAUAGGCAGUUCGCGCAAAUGGCCAGUUUUAAACUCCACGAAAGGACGCACACGGGUGAACGGCCGUUCAGUUGUAAAAUAUGUAAAAAAUCCUUUUCAGAUAAUGGUUAUUUGAAAAUUCAUAUGCGCAUUCAUACUGGAGACAAGCCGUUCGAUUGUGAUAUUUGUAAGCGAUCUUUUAGAGAAACGGGACAAUUAAAACGCCAUAUGCGUGUACAUACAGGUGUUAAACCCUAUACAUGUAAAGUAUGCAAUAAGCAAAUUGGCAAUUUAUCGAAACAUAUGAGGGUACACGACGAAAAGUAUUUGAAUGAAUUCGCAAAUGGGAAGUUAAAAAUACACUUGCGGGUACAUAGUUCUAAGUAUUGUGAUGUAUGUAAUAGUAAUUUCACGGAAAUCAGUGAUUUGAAACGGCAUAAAUGUAAAAAUGAUGUGUGA
Molecule: messenger RNA, 1620 nt
Organism: Pieris macdunnoughi
Lineage: Eukaryota; Metazoa; Arthropoda; Insecta; Lepidoptera; Pieridae
Source: the annotation of a GenBank genome assembly